Messenger RNA from Paramormyrops kingsleyae, 8946 nucleotides. It is a transcript of the gene zbtb4, whose product is annotated as zinc finger and BTB domain containing 4. Gene Ontology annotation, cellular component: nucleus. Lineage: Eukaryota; Metazoa; Chordata; Actinopteri; Osteoglossiformes; Mormyridae. Gene Ontology annotation, molecular function: DNA-binding transcription factor activity, RNA polymerase II-specific; protein binding. Gene Ontology annotation, biological process: regulation of transcription by RNA polymerase II. The record is from RefSeq and is a predicted model, not a curated record.
CUGAGCUUUGUGUGUAUAAAGUGGUGCGUGCGCAUGUCACCAUCCGCUGGGGACAGCACUCCGAAAUGCAAAAGAUGGCCGGAAUCGAGGGAGAAGGGUGACGGAGGGAAGAGGAGGAACGAGAGCGAGCAAAAAAAAAGGCCUCUAUCUGGAGAGACAGAAAGCAAAAACAGAGAAUCAUGUGUCAGAGGCAGCGCUGAAGUGAGAGAGAGAGAGAGAGUGUGAGCGGACGGACGAAGGACCAAGCGAGAGAGAGAGAGAGAGAGAGAGCGCGUCACCGCGAGAGCCGAUCUUGCCCUCCGUCUUUACACACUGCUGCCUGUGUGUGUGUGUGUGUCGUCUCUCCCGCACGCACACACACACACAGACACACACAGUCGCACGCACACACUCUCCCUCUCUCUCUGACACACACACACACACACACAGAACGAGGGAGAGGGAGCGUGAGAGAGAGAGAGAGAACACAUCGCAGCAGACAUGCAGCAGCGGGCUUUUGAGGUUUUGGCGCGAGGUCAUGGUGUCCCGGACAGAAGUCUGGGACCCUUUCCACGCGGGCACGCUCUUGUCACAGCUGAAUGAACAGCGGCUGGCCGGCCCCACCCCGUUCUGUGACAUCACGCUCAUCGCCGCCAACGACACCAAGUUCUCUGCACACAAGAGCGUACUAGCUGCUUGCAGUCCCUACUUCCAACAGCUGCUGUCACCUUCUGCUCUGACACCUCCACCUCCCCCUCACCCCGUGGCUAGCCUCGGGAAGGACAGGGUGCUUGAGUUACCUCACCUUCAGCCGAAGGUACUGUCUGACCUACUGGACUACAUCUACACCUCUCGCGUCUCCCAGCAUUGCGCCAAGGGGACCAAGCGACUCUCUGAAGCAGGUCGUAGCCUGGGUGUGCCUUUCCUGGCUGGGCUAGUAGUGGGGGAGUCAAAUCAGAUGAAAAGCAAAAGCGGACUGGGCAAAAUCAACGGGAUGGAGGAAACGGACAAGGCGGAUGCCGCCAAGAGUGCAAGAACACCCCACUGUUUCCCCCUUGGCACGGUUUUCCCCAGCCUUGUACCAAAAAAGCACUGCACCUCCUCCCACUCACCGUCCUCCUCCCCAGCCUACUCUGAGGAGUCCCAGUGGAAGAUGGCCGCCUCCGUGGACAGCCAGCUGCAUCGCCUCCACAAAAGGCCCGAGAGCUCCCCGUCCCCCUCCUCGUUGUCUCCCAUCGACCUCACUGCACCUGCCAGGAAGGAUUCGCGAUCCUCACCAGCCUCUUCCAUGACCAGCGCUUCUCCACAAUUCCAGAGCCUUCCUCCACCGCCCCACCCCGGACAGCUGCUGGUCUAUCCAAAGAAGGGGAUGGGUGACAGCUUCCCUGCAGGCGUAGACUCUGAGCGCUCUACCGCAGAGACAGCGCAGAUUCUGUUCAACAUGAGCACUGCGGCCUUCCAGGGCCAUCGGCCCACUGAGCCAGAGCAGUGUCCAAGUGGGAAACAAGGAAGACCAGGUAGCCCGUCCAUGGGAUCAGGCCUUCCUCAGCCUGACCCUGAGCCACAAUCCUGCACACCUCCUCCCAUGCCUCCUAGCUCCGACCAGACAGCGCCAAAGUCCGAGCUGCUGUGUGGGGUCUGCCACCGUCUAUUCAGCUCCGCUUCGUCCCUCACCGUCCACAUGAGGCUGCACCGGGGAGGGCGGGCGCUCAGCUGUCGGCACUGUGGCAAAGCCUUCAUCCACAACAAGAGGCUCCAGUCCCAUGAGGCCGUCUGCAGACAGGCUCCUCCCAUCCUACCCGUUCAGACAAAGCAAGAGCCACUAGAAGAGGGGGAAGAGGAGGCAGCAAGAGGAGGAGAGACAGAGGACCAGUCUGACCAAGGCCGCGUGGGACCUGGACGACCCGUGAAGAAAGGACGGGGCUUCCUCGGGCGACACCACCGUAGCUUCCCCCGAGUAGACCUACUCGCCGAGGAGGACCACUUUGUGAAAGUGGUGGAUGGACACAUCAUUUACUUCUGUGCUGUCUGUGAGCGUUCCUACAUGACACUCUCCAGCCUCAAGCGUCACUCCAAUGUUCACUCCUGGCGGCGCAAGUACCCCUGCCGCUUCUGCGACAAGGUCUUCGCCCUGGCCGAAUACCGCACCAAGCACGAGGUCUGGCACACCGGCGAACGCCGUUACCAGUGCAUCUUCUGCUGGGAGGCAUUCGCCACCUAUUAUAACCUCAAGACACAUCAGAAGGCCCUCCAUGGUAUCAGCCCUGGUCUCAUCUCUAGCGAGAAGACGGCCAAUGGUGGCUACAAGCAGAAGGCUAACGCUCUGAAGCUGUACCGCUUGCUGCCCAUGCGAUCCCAGAAGAGGCCUUACAAAACCUACAGUCAGACCCUUGCUGAUAGCCUACUUUUGCCCCCUGACUCUGCUAUGCCUCUGCCUUUGCCCCUGGACUGCAGUCUACCCACCUCCCUGGAUCCUGAUGAGCUGCGCUCACUCAUGGGAGAUGACCAUAGACAGGGCUUGCAGCCUGACCCCACCAACUUCCCGUUCAGACUAGGCUCUGGGGGUUUGGAUCAAGGGGAAACCUCUAAGGUUUCCUCUGCUUCAUUGGAUAAGCCCGUAAGGACGGCCGAGGAUGAGACAUCCAAGGAAGAUUCUGUGGGCAGCAGCAGCAGCAGCAACCUUGAAUUGCCUAAGGGGAACUCUGGCUCCAAAGCGGCGGUCUCCUCUGUUAUCACUUAUGGACAUCCUAAGCCUUCAGUCAUUGUCCAUGGCACAGCUGUCUCCUCCUCUGUCAUCGUGCACAGCAACCAGAUAACCUCCGGGGUUGGCACAAACUUCCACAACAGCUCCUCCCCAGAACCCAGCAAUAGUCAGCUGUCCCCUAAGGCCACUCAUCGGCCCAUGAAAAAGCAUAUGUUGAAGGAAUACAUCCAGGCACAGAGGCAGGGCUUGUGGGAGGAAGAGGGCUCAGCUACCACAGAGAAUCUCGGAAGCACAGAGGCAAUCGAUGAGGAAGAAAAGGGGAGGCACUCAAAGGGGCGCAAGGCACACAGCAAGAGCAUAACCUACAUGGCGAAGCCGGCCUGCAUGGCUGGUGUAUCCGAGGUGAGGGGCGUCGCUCCUCUUUGUCAGAUUACGGUGCGUAUUGGGGAGGAAGCCAUCGUCAAGAGAAGAAUCUCCGAAACGGACCUCAUGAGGGAUAAAAGCCCUCCCCCGUCCACUAAAUCAAGAAAGACUGAUCCUGUACCACAGGAUGCAACCAAGCCCCAGCACGCACAUCACCACCACCAUCGGCACAGGCAUCGCCCACACCGUGACACCAGCAAGCAGCUGGAAGUGGAGACCAAGAAAAAAAACCAAAAACCCCCCAAAUCCCCCAGCAAGGUCCGAGAGUACUACUUCCGCCAGGAGGUACGCGAGGAGGACAGUGACCAGGAUACGGAGGAUAACCUGUGGCGACCAUAUUACACCUACAAGCCCAAGCGCAAGACGCUUCAUGUGCAGAGGGUGAAGAAGUCCUCCUGGCACCGCAAACUGCGAUACAAGCGCUCUCUUAGACUGAUGAAGAGGGCAGAAAAAAUCAUGGACCACAGCAUCAAAGGGGAGGAUGAGGAAAAGGAUGAUGAGGACGAUGAGGAUGACGAUGAUGAUGAUGAAGAUGAGGAGGGUGUGGAUGACGAGGAGAACGAGGGAAUGAGGAAGGAAGGAGUAGAGAACAGGCACUCUGUUGAUAUUACAAAUGGCAGUCCGAUUUCCACUAAUGAACAGCAAGGUUGGGACACAAAAAAUAAAAAGUCAGAUUGUGGACUCAGCCCGACUUUAACCCCUACCCAGGUCUUUCCAAAAGUAUCCUGUCCUUCUCCAAUCAGACAGGACAGGCACGAGCCGAUGGGGCACUCACCCGAAUGUGGAACCUGUGGAAGGCGGUUUUCCACCACUCGGAAGAGGGACAAGCAUGAGCUGACACACCUUCUGGAAUUUGUAUGUUUACUCUGUCGAGAAACCUUCUCAUCCCAGGCCCGGCUGGAGAAACACCAGAGGGCCCAGCACAUUGCCCCUGAGCAGUCGUCUUCCACAUUGCAAAACCGUGACUUGGACCCAGAGAUGGAGAUAGAGAGGGUUGGGCAAGAAAAGGGUAGCCCAGGGCGUGUGGGCAGAAGGCCUUCUGUUAGGCACGUUUGUCCGCACUGCUCUAAGGUGUGCAAGACCGCCGCUGCACUGGGGCGCCAUGCCAAACUCCAUGAGUCAGGCAGUCCUGCUGCAGAGGACGAUUCAGAAUGUGGGGCUCUUGCUCCAGAAAAGGAGAUGCCACCACCAGGGACUACUGACUCAGAUAUGAAGACAGAAUAUGCUCAGUCCAUUCCAGUUAUCAGCUACCCUGCAUCAAUCUCACAGACAAAUGGCAGCUCUGAUGCCCAAACAGCAAAUUUUGAGCAUCCUGGAAAAGCAGAGGCAGAACCACAAAAUCUGGGAAGCAGGGGCAGUUCAGAGCACAGAAACAAUGGUCUAGCUACUGAUCGAAACCCGAGUCCACGCGGUGAGCCUCCUCGCUCCGUCCCUGGCCCAUCUUCUAACCUUCAGAGUGUGUUGGUCCUCAAAGGAAAAGAAUCCAUAGAUACAACCCAUUCUUUCAGAACACAGAGAGAGAGAAGCCCAGAAGGGAAGGACAGCCAGAGGAACAGCCCAGCCCAGAAAGACAAGAAAUCUGACACUUCUCCAGACGUGGCGAUGAAGCUGCAAGCUCGGAUGGAAUCUGCUGCUGCAGCGCCUAUAACAAUGGCUGCUGGUGGGAGGGGUGGGGUGGUCUGCACGGGUGCUGCAGAUCAGGAGAUCGAGAGCAGUCUCGGCCGAGGGGUCAAGAGGCUGCAUAGCGAGAUGGACGAUUCCAGGGCGGCUCAAAAUCUCAGGGCGACGGCCCUGUCCAAAAGCCCGAAUCCCAGCCAAGCACAGGACCUGACAAUGCCGUCCGUCGUGCUGAGAGAAAGGGAGCUAACUCAGCAGGCUAAGGCAAACACAGGCAUGGACCAGAGGGAGGUGACCCUGCUGGUGCCUAAACAAGAGGUGGAGACUCCGGAAUAUUCUGUUGCUCAGACCACUGUAACCAGCACCCCGCAGAAAGCCCUCAAGUCACCACGCUGCUCCCCGCAUGCUACAGACCUCCUGGCAAGAGCGCAUUUGGAGGCCUCCCCAUCUCCACGGGGGGGCCGCGCUUCCGAGAGGCCUCUGCUCCUGCAGCCUCCAUUCUCAUCCCGAGCGAACGAUCGCCCAUCUGCACAUGCCCUUCUACUUCCUCGAGCCCCCCCGCCGGAGACUAAGGCCGAGGAGGACACCUCCAUGGGCUCCCACGGAGAAGCUGGGUACCCUGUCCAGGAGUUCCCCCUGCCCCUCAUUGUGCCUGGGGGCUGCCGUUCGAGUAAGAAACAUGAAGACAACAUCCUAGUGUCCUACCCCGCCAGCCCCAUCCCUUUUGGCCCCUUGGGGAAGAUGGUUGCCAAUGGGGACCUGGCUAAACUGCCCUUUUACCCUGACCCGUAUCAGCUUCUGUAUGGUCCACAGCUGCUUCCCUACCCUUACAGCUUAGCUGCCCUGCCCAUGGCCCUGAACAUGAUGGCCCCGGGGGACAAGGUGGAGCCGUUACCCUUCCUGCCUGCCCUCUUAAACUACGGCGCCAACCCUUAUGUGGGCGCAGUGCCGCACCCCCUGGUGGCCAAUCCCAGCCACUACGGCAGCAGCAGCGGCAGUGGCAAGAAGAGAGACAGCAGCAACCCAUAGGCCAGGGAUGCUCAGAGGAGGAAUAUUUAAAAAGGCGGGUGGGCUUUCUCGGUGGGGGGCGGGGGGGGGCUUGCUUUUUCCUUUGUGACUGAAUAUACUUGCUCAGUCCCUGCCUCUCUUUUGUAAAGUAGUGAUGAGACCUAGGCAAUUUUAGAGGAGGAGUAAAAGAGGCGAGGCUUUGGAGGGGGAAGUUAAAAGGGGGUGGUUGGAGGGAGGGAUAGGAUGGAGGACCUCUCCCCCCACCCCCAGUUUAUCUAGCACUUCCAGUACACCUCUCUCCUUUUAUCCUUUCUUUCUGUGGUAGUACUAGUGCUCGAUUAACUGUCCUCUCAGACUUGUUAUAAUAUUAAUAACUAUAAUAUAACAAUAAUUACAGCUAACAGGGUGUGUGUUUUGCAAAAAUUAGUUCCGUCUGCUUCCCUUUAUAGUGACUGCAAAAAGAAAAACAAAAAAAAAAAAAAUCCAAAAAAGAAAAACCUCACUUGAGGCUGGUAAAAUUUUAGGAGAGAAAAAGGAUGAGAGAGCAUCACUGCACACGACGGAGGUCAGAGGGCAACUGGGGCGGCGUGUUCAGUGUGUGUGUGUGUGUGUGUGUGUGUGUGUGUGUGUGUGUAUGUGUGCAGGUGCCCGCAUGGGUUUUCUGUGCGUGGGCAUGGGCCCCCCCCCCAACUUCAUUCCAAAAAGCCACAGUAAAGGCAGCCCGACAGGGGGAGUCAGAGGGGUGUGUCAUUUGCAGAGGAGCGGCCUGUGCCGUCGGGGGUGGCUGUACCUCGGCUUGGGGAGGGACGCCGGUUCGAGCUGAGGGUGAAGCGGUCCUCUGGUUUUACCUGUAAGGAGCUGCAGGUGCCCCACCCCACCCCCACCUUAACGUUUACGUAUAAGCUGUUAUAUUCCAGACUUGUAGCUGAGUUAAGCCCUGACGACUCCACAUGGGAACAGCCACUUGGGGUGAGCACACAGAGCAGGCACUCGGUCACGUACUUCCGACUCUCGUUACUCAUCUCAUCUCUUACUACGAUGAAAAGGGAAAAAAAUAUGACAAUAAAAAAGGAGAAGAAGACAGCGAUUUACCCUGAUUUAGAGAGCUUUUCUUUCAGUCCCCCGCGCCUCCCCGGUGUCCCCCCCCCCCAAAGACACGCUCUGUGUGCCAGGUCUGGGAGCAUGAGUGUGGGUGUGUAUGUGUGUGUGUGUGUGUGUGUGUGUGUGUCCAUGAAGAGGGAGGGAGCGUGUGAGAGAGAGCGAGCGAGAGAGGGAAGAAUUCAGUCUGAGCCUUGCGUUACUUCCUAGAGACACAUUUAAAGGGGUUGGGGCGUUCUGGCUUGAAUCGGAUUGCCCUAAGUAAGGACAAAAUAACUGAAAAAAAUGCGAAACUCAUCCCCCAAAAUGAGCAUAGGAUUGGGGGCAGUUUCUGUCAAGUUAUGAUUUCUGCAUCAGUAACAGCUGGGGGGGCUCGGCAGCGGAUGGAUACACUUCUCCCAUUUCUCCCGAAGUAGAUGAGGGUUUAGUAUCAUCUGCUGCAGAUGCCAUCCCCAGCUGGAAUGGGGUGGGGUGGGGCGGGGAGCACAGCCCAUCACGGUGGACUUCCCCGGUCCCUCGUGACCUCUCUUUCAUGUGUAUCUCCCUGUUUUUUUUUUUGUUUUAAUACACAACCUUCCGUUUGUUUUGCGGUUUUUUUUUCCUUGUUACCAGACAGAGAGUUCUGUAAAAAAGGGGUUUGCAUACACAGAAAAAAAAAUGAAUGUAAUUUAGUCACAAGGUUGAUGAAGUACAAAAAAGAAACAAAAAAAAAAACAAUAACAACUAAAAGUAGAUGGAUUAUGUUUUCUGACUUGAAUAAUAAUAUGUUAAAGAUCUACAGCCACUCUUGAAUGGUCUGGUAUAUAUACAGUAGUCCUGUAGGAACAUGUGUUGGGUUCUGUAUUUACAAAGCAUGAGCAAGACUUGCUUCUUUACAGUAUCAACUCUGGUAUGUCUUCACUUUCGUUUGUAUUAGUUACUACUCUCCCCUCCAUCUUUUGAUUCUUUUUUGGUCUCCAUCUAUAUUUCACCCCCCCCCCUCCCAUAUUUGCAAAAUUUGAAACCAAAAACAAAACAAGGCUUCCACGUGUUCAUGACCACAACGGGAGCUGUCCUUCUAAAACUCCACCCACUUUUUUUCUCCCCCAGCACUUUACCCCCCCCCCCCCCAAAACACCUUUUACGUUGCUGUGCCUGUACCAGAAGGUGAAGCCAUAGCACUCAUAUGGCUCGGGUGUGGUUACAAGCCUUUUGGUUCGUUAAAGAAAACAAAGAAAACGGUCAAAGGUCAAACAAACCUCCCCCGAUCUGGCGAACUUUUGCACUGGUGUGAAAAUUUGCACCUGUUUUUUAAAAAUUUAUUUUUAAAAAAGCAAAUUAAAAAGCAGGCCCUGUGUCUACAGCACAUUACUACUGACUUUUUCCUUGCAUUUUUUUUUGUUAACAAAUCCUAAAGAAACUCAACUUAUAUUAAUCGCACCGAUAGUUAUAUUUGUAUUUAUAGUCGUUUAUAUCCGUGUUUUGAAAAUGAAAGCAUUAAGAAAACCCUCAGAAUGGCUUCAUGUUAUGGUGACGUGAAUUGUGUGGGCCUGUGAUUAUGUCUCCAGACCCGACCAGUCAUGCUGUGUGUCCACACAUUUCCCACAACGGCGACCUUCAGGGGUUUUGCGCGCACAUGCCUGUUUGGCUCUCUAGUUGAUCAGGUGACUCAUGAGGUUGAGUGUUAGAACAGGAGGACCUGAUAUUCCUGUUUGUAGGGGUGAAAUUAUGUUAAGUUAAUUUUACCCUAAAUCACGUGGCAUUCCAUUUCUGUGCUUAAGUAUCGAUGCUGACUUCUGAGGACUGUGAGAGGUUGGUAAGCGAGCUCGAGUUUCUCGUCUCACGAGGAAGCUUGGAGGAGUCCAAUUAGGCAGGUGAAUUUGGGAAAUCUGCACCUACGUCGUGCUCUGACACUGGUCCAAAGUCGUAGUGGAGGGAGGGAGGUAGAACAGGCCGGUUACGAAUAUGGGAUAAAGUUCAGUUCUGCCACAGGUCUGACAAAGGCUUGUACCCACAAAUGACCCUACCGACCCCACCCUCUGUCUCUUCAUAAUUUUACUUCAUUCAUUCCUCAUUUUUUUCCUGUUUUCUUCCUUCCCGCUACAAUCAAACAAAUAAAGUAUUAACCUGAUGACCCA